UCGGAAGAUGCGUCCGGGCUUAUAAGAGCUUGUCAGGGCGUCAAGAGCGGGGUAAAAAGUAAGCAACGAUGCGGGGCACUGAGCUGCUGCUCGGUUACUUUCUGGUGAAAGUUAUGGUGUGCGACGCGGAAGGCGAGCCAGGUCAGACCGUCGACGACUUCAUGAUAGUGACGGGGUUUAACGACUCAAAGGAAGAGGACAGCGGAGUCACGGAGAGCCCGCACAUGGAGGACAAGUGCCGCGGCUACUACGACGUGAUGGGUCAGUGGGAUCCGCCGUUCGUGUGCAGGACGGGCAGCUACCUGUACUGCUGCGGCACCUGUGGCUUCAGGUUCUGCUGUGCGUUUAAAAGCUCCCGGCUGGACCAGACCACCUGUAAGAACUACGACACCCCGCCGUGGAUGAUGACAGGAAGACCACCACCAAAAGUGGACGUGGCACUGGACACCGCGAAGGAUAAAACCAACCUCAUUGUGUAUGUAAUAUGCGGGGUCGUGGCCAUAAUGGCACUCAUAGGAAUUUUCACCAAGCUGGGUUUGGAAAAGACGCACCGUCCGCACCGAGAAAAUAUGUCAAGAGCUCUUGCACAUGUUAUUCGCCAUCCUGCCUCAGAACAUACGGAUGACAUUGGACUUGGCCAGCACUACGAGAACAUACAAACCAGAGUCACAGUUAACAGUCUCCAUAGCAACCAGACAAACAACAUGGUUCAAACAUCUACUCUGAUAGCACAGCCUUAUCCACCUGUGGGACAGAUCACCAGCCCCUAUGAACAACAGAAGACUGUCAAGGAUCUCAACAAGUAUGCCACGCUCAAGGCUGUGGCGGAGAAAGCUAAUGACAGCUUCUAUAGCAACCGGCGGCAAGUGAUCGAGAUGACAACCAAGGGCAGCCUUCCCAUGGAAGUUGUGGAUAUGGAGCCAGAGCCAAGUAAUCCUUAUAGCCCACCCAGACAGCUGUCUGCAAAGCAGAAUGGACACAAGUACAAAAGCCCCAAGAGCCACAGCUCCCAGACGCUGUCCUACGGCUCCAACACUGCUGCCAGCCCAGGAGUGCUAAGAACCUGGGAUAGCAAGGACACACUUGGACUCCGACAGAGCUAUGGCCCAAAGAAACUCUGUAUCAUAGAGAAGGAGCUGCACACCACUCGCUAUAUGCCUCCCCAACCAUACUUUGUCACCAACAGCAAGACAGAAGUGACAGUAUGAGGGACUGUCAAAAGAUCAGGCUUAAAAGGAGUCUGAAUUUAAGAAAGACAGUAGCUGCGGACUGUGGGUUGUAAAAGAAAUCAGCAUGAACUUCAGUAUGUGCAGUUCAUGCAUGUAAUAGGCAGCAUUUAAGACACCAUGCAUCAAGUGGGCACAGUGAUGAAUAUAUUGUCAUUGAUAUUCAUAUAAUACAACUGAUAAAACAAAACAUAAAAGUUACAUAACUCAUGUAUAACUGAUGAGAUAUGUGACACAUACAGUACUGUCAUCAGUAUUAAAUGAGAUAUCAGUGCACCUUAAAAUUAAAGUAUAUUGUAUAAUUUCUAUUAAAUCAACACUGUCUAAAUGAGAAAACCUUCCUUAUUUAUCUGAUCAAGGCUAAGUAGCCUGUGGUUAAUUGGGUAUUGAUGAAAUGCUUUACUGGACAAUUUACAGAUACUGUUUGAAAAUGUUUGGCACUGCUACACUGCUACUUUAGGUGUUAGGUGAUCAAGUACAGUGUCCCAGGAUGAUACAUUUACUUACCUUCAAGCUAUUGUUUAUUUUAAAUGAAAGAUCUAGUACUUCUCAGUAUAUCACACACAUUAAUCAGGAAGGACGUUACAGUUAAAUAAGCAUAACAGAUCACAGCGCAUUGUUAUACUUAAACUUGACCCUAAGAUCUCAACAAUCAACUAAAUCCAAAACAUUACUUGCAUAUGUAUUGUGGUUCAAAGUCUUAAAAACAUGAGCGACAUCAGUUGGUCACAAACAUUUUUGAUGGCCAUGACUAUUACUGACUUAAGUAAGAACUGUAUUCAUUUAAGAAAUAGACUUUGAGACAUAAAUGUUGUCUAAAAGUAGGUUUUUCAGGUUUGUUUCCAAAAUGCUGUACAUUCGUUUUGGAGAGAUUCAUAAGCUAAGUUUAUCAUUCAGUGUUUCUAAAAUAUAGAGGAAUCACCAGUCUGUGAAAGUGUUACUGUUGACCUAAAUAACUUAAAAUCCAUUAAAAAGUCCAUUUAACUUUUGUGAAUGUAGUGUCACUUUUUAAAGUGGUAGAUGUCUCAUUUUGAAGGAAACCUUCCAAAUGCAUUCAACCAAGUCACUGCCAACAGACAUCCUACAGAUACAUAUAUUUCUAUGAUUACUAGGAGAAGUAGCUGCAGAGUGUUGAACCAGUGUUGUAUUGGUGUAAUAGUACCUCUCAUCAGUACCAGCAUGUGUGUGAUUAUCCUAGAAUAUACUGUAGAUGAAGCCCCAGUAUUAGAGGUGAUUGGUCUAAUCCAUUAUACCCCCAACAGAAGUCAUUUCCAGUGUGAAGACGGUGGCUCAGAGUUUGCAUCAUAGUUAAAAAUCUCAGCUGUUUUAACAAUGAAUUCCAAAUCUUACAUUUAUUGAAUGUAUCCAGACUGACAGUUUGAAACCAGUGGUGAAGUAACAGUUGACGUUUCCAGUGUUGGAGGUGAAUAGUUAAUUAACUUUGUCAGGAUGAAUGUAAAAAUGUUGUGAAGCACAGUCAAGUUUUUUUUGUCUGUUACUCAUCAAAUAAAUGGGUCAGCUAAAGACAUAUAAACAGUUUUUGUCUGACUGACCCUAACAGCUUACAUGACAUUACUUUCCUACCUAUUAAAAAUAUAUCUUUGAAUAUUGGUCACCACUUCUUAACUCAGCUGAAGUACCAGAUCAAGAACUUAUUGAAAAAGGACAUUAGAGCGCUGGAAUUGAUACCACACUUGGCAAAAAAAUCUUUUCUGGUGCAAUUGAUCAUUUGUUGCACUGAUUUCCAAGCCAAGCAAUAUAAAAAGAUGCUCACGUCUGCCUGCAAGUCUUACUCAUAUUGACUAUUUCAAGCAGCUGAGGACUGGAUACACAGGUGGGAAGUGGGAACUGCUAGUAUAUAAGGUGUAUUUAUGUAUUCUCCAGUCCAAAUCAUAGCUAUUUAUAUUCUUACAGACGUCCAAUCAAACUGUAUGCACAACCUUCCAAAAUAUGUAUAUCUAGUGCACCAAACUGUCCUGUUACAUAAUUAAUCAACUGUUUUAGUGCUUCACCCUUAUAUGAAAUCUGUUGUUCACACUCAACUAUUAAUUUAGCUGAGACCUUUAUUUACGCAAACAAUGUUGUAUAGUGACUACCAUUAAAUGUUCUUGUUUUGUGAAUGUAAAUGGUGAUUUCUUCCGCCCAAAGAUACUGAAAUCACUAUUAUUAAGCUACAGUGCACCAAAUUUACACAUGAAGAUCUACUGUAAUACUGACAGUUAAAACAUAAUGUGUAUAUUAUCUGUUUGCUUUGCAACAUCCAGUAGUGAGAACACAGUAGCAAUGUUAUAUUUUGGUAAAGUUUAAAGAAAAGCCCCUAUAAUUACAGGUCUAAUGCGGUCAUUCACUAUGAUGGUUAUCAAUUAUUUGUAUAACUCUUUGCUCAUUAUCAGAUUAUGCAUCUGAUUUCCAAAUUGCUCCAACUGUUGUUUUAAGUUUUUAUGUACAAUACAAAGUUACUUUGGUUCAAGAUGCCCUAUUAAAUAUAUUUAUCACCUCUGUAUUUGAUAGUUUGUUAUCCUGGACAAUUACUAAGCAUUUAAAUGUUUUCCAUACAUUGUUUGUGCAGUAAAAUAUAAUCCCCACCCUGCCAGUGUUCUGCAAAAACCUCAAGUCUUUAAGAUGCCUCUUUUGUUAUAUUGACUUAUAUGAAAUUGCUGGUAAACCUGUGGCUCAGUUUCAUUGUGGUAUUUUAAAACUGUCAAUGAGCUGUAGCACAAUGAUUUUGUUUACCUGCCAGUUGGAAUGUUAAAAACUGUCUGCAAAGCUACUAGAGCUUUUAACAUUUUAUAAUUGGUUUGUUCAAUGGACUUACCUCUUUCUUUUUAACUAAAAAGAAAAACAUUUGGCUUAUGGUCAGGUCUAGUGUGCCAGCAGCAAAAAAAUCAAAGGAGACACAUAUAACCAUAAAAACAAAGAAACAAAUGUCUACAGAGGUAAGUUGUCUUUGGUGCUCAAUAAAACCUUUAGUUGUUUUUUCCUUUUUAAAUUCUGAUUCCCCCCAACACCACACCGGAUCAUAUCGUAACAUGGAAGAGCACUUGAGUGCAGCCAAAUUACCUCUUUGUUUUAAUCUACUACAGCUUAUGGGACUUUCUGUUUCAGUGUGCUCCAGCUGUAAAACGUGACGUGUCAUUAUACUGUCUACAUUAAAACUAUUUUUAAUA
Messenger RNA from Dicentrarchus labrax (European seabass), 4393 nucleotides. RefSeq names its product shisa family member 9b (gene shisa9b). The transcript has 4 exons. Bases 69 to 1208 code for a protein of 379 amino acids. NCBI's taxonomy places the organism in Eukaryota, Metazoa, Chordata, Actinopteri, Moronidae. Gene Ontology annotation, cellular component: dendritic spine membrane; postsynaptic density; AMPA glutamate receptor complex. Gene Ontology annotation, biological process: regulation of AMPA receptor activity; regulation of short-term neuronal synaptic plasticity. The record is from RefSeq and is a predicted model, not a curated record.